CACAAAUGGUAUUCAAGUAAUGCAUUUGCUGACCCGAUAAUUUUACUGAAAUAAACAGAUUUCAUUUCAAGCGGUUCAUUUACUUUAGUGAAGUCCAAUUAAACGGUCAUAUGGCUAGAACCAUGCAUUCCAUUUUCGUUUAUUUUCUGUUUGUUAAACUUAUUUUGGUGGUUAGUUGUGAUCAGUUACUGUUACCAUCAAGUUCUGAAGCUGUUGAGUGUUCAUCACAUUAUUACGACUCGGAUCGUGUCGGAAAGUUAGCUUUCAUAUGUUCAAAUAGUUCGCGGAUAAAUGAUUAUCAUCAUGAUCAGAACUUGGGAUAUUUGCGGUGUACAAACAAGAGUGGCAAUGUGUAUAAAACCCGAAUCUAUAAAAUUCAAUUUGAAAAUUGUGAAAUGUCUAAAUUGGUAGUAAAAUACGAUAUAUUUCAACAAUUUACACAACUUCAAGAGCUAAACAUUUCGUACAUUGGAUUGGAGACACUUGAAAAAGAUAUGUUCACUAAAGCCGGUUAUCUAAAAAAGCUCAACGCAAGCCAUAAUAACAUCGAGGACAUUCCGGCAUUACUUUUUCUCAAUGCGGAUAAUUUGCAAGAAGUUGAUUUUUCUUACAACAAAAUAAAACGAAUGGAUUCUUUUGCGUUAUCAGGUGCCAAAAAAUUGACUAGUGUAUAUUUUUCGUACAAUCAUAUAACAAACCUAAAUGGCCUUGUGUUCGGAAAUGUGUUUAUGCUCGAGAAUCUGAAUCUAUCAAACAAUGAAAUCAAUGAAGUGGAACCGAAAACAUUUGCUGCUUUAAAACAUCUCACCACACUGGAUUUGUCGUUUAAUAACGUUCGAAAACUAAAUAAAAGCGCAUUUGAUGGACUGGACAACUUGAAGAUACUGAGAUUGGUGCAUUUAAGCAACUCGACAAUUGAAAUAUUCCCAUCGGCUUUUGUCGGUCUCGAUAAGUUAUCGCAACUAUAUUUGUCUCAUAAUCACAUUGCAUCAAUCAAUAAGGGCGUUUUUGAGGGACUUCACAACCUGAAAAAUCUAUUUCUUUAUCAAACGUUCAUCAAUGAAUUAACGGAAUUUGCAUUUUCUGGAAUUGAUCAAAUCACCGAAUUGGAUUUAUCGUGCAAUCAAUUGUUUAUUACAAAUAAUCAGAGCCGAACCACCUUUUUGAACAAAGAAACGUUUAAUAAUCUGGUUAAUUUGACUAAAUUGAAUUUGGCAAAUAAUCCUAUCGAAACUCUGAAUAUUGGAAUAUUUGCAAAACUUCAACACUUAAGUCAUUUGAAUCUAUCAAAUACAAACCUGAAGGAAGUUAAAUUGGGAACAUUUUCGCAUACGAGAAAUUUGCAAUUAUUGGACUUAUCAUGGAAUCAAUUGAAAACGUUUGACUUUGCUCAAUUUCUGCCAAAGUAUUCAUCACUUCAUUCACUUUAUUUGAACGAAAAUCAAUUGACCGAACUUGAAGGAUUUACUCAAAUGCUUUUGCCAUCACUGAAGCUAUUGGGCAUAAGCGGUAAUAAAUUUAAUUGCAGUUAUUUGAAGGAUUUCAUGAGAAAAAUUAUGUUGCAAAAUAUAACGUUUAUAAAUGAUUGGACGACCGCCGAUCCGCAUCAAACUAAUAUUCACGGAAUUAAGUGCGAAGACGAAAUUGAUUCUUCUGACAUUUAUGCAAGCACCACAACAUCUACGAUAAUCAAAUAUGAAAAAUACGACGACUUGAAAUUGAUACAAGAACAUUUUUCAACUAGUUUAACUGAAGCAUUUUCAGUUUUUUCACGACAAAACGAUUUGCAUAGCAUACAAUAUUUGUUAAUACUCUUGUGUAUUUUACUUUCCAUGUUGAUUCUUAUUGUUUUAAUAAUAAACCGAAAUAAAAUUUUGAACAUUCGACGAUAUAGAUUUCCAUAUCCUGAUGGACAGUCCAGGGCAUGUAUUAAUUCUGAUUUUGAAGUAUCGACAUUCAACCAAGAUCUUCCAAGAUAGUCAGAGAUAUAUUUUAAUAAUUUUUCUUUUUAAUACUUUUUCUCACAUUUACAUUAAUUUUUACGGACUCAUCAUUUUAUAGUGUUUAUAUUAACAAUAAUA
Molecule: messenger RNA, 2081 nt
Organism: Contarinia nasturtii (swede midge)
Lineage: Eukaryota; Metazoa; Arthropoda; Insecta; Diptera; Cecidomyiidae
Product: leucine-rich repeat-containing protein 15-like
Exons: 1
Coding region: 111-1979 (622 amino acids)
Cellular component (GO): extracellular matrix
Molecular function (GO): protein binding
Source: RefSeq, a predicted model, not a curated record